This is a messenger RNA of Chelmon rostratus (copperband butterflyfish), 2161 nucleotides long. It is a transcript of the gene apex2, whose product is annotated as APEX nuclease (apurinic/apyrimidinic endonuclease) 2. Gene Ontology annotation, biological process: base-excision repair. Gene Ontology annotation, molecular function: endonuclease activity; phosphoric diester hydrolase activity; DNA binding. The record is from RefSeq and is a predicted model, not a curated record. Gene Ontology annotation, cellular component: nucleus. NCBI's taxonomy places the organism in Eukaryota, Metazoa, Chordata, Actinopteri, Chaetodontiformes, Chaetodontidae. The coding region runs from base 58 to 1803 and encodes 581 amino acids. The transcript has 6 exons.
GCUAGGCUGUCGUGUCUCGCGGCUGUACCUCCAGUGAGACAACGGUACUUUUACACAAUGAAGGUUGUUACCUGGAACAUAAAUGGCAUAAGGACUUUCAGAGGCGGCAUUAAAAAGGCACUUGAUUCACUGGACGCAGAUGUUAUCUGCGUUCAAGAGACAAAGGUGACAAGAGACUUGCUCAAUGAAAGAACUGCCAUUGUUGACGGCUACAACUCCUACUUCAGCUUCAGUCGAGGACGCAGCGGCUAUUCAGGGGUUGCCACUUACUGUAAAGACAGUGCCACUCCAUUUGCUGCUGAGGAGGGUCUCACAGGUCUGCUGACCAACCAUGAGGGCGCUGUUGGAUGCUAUGGUGAUCAGGCUGAGUUCUGUAGCGAGGAGCUGCAGCUUUUGGACAAUGAGGGACGAGCCGUUAUCACACAGCACAGAAUAAUGUGUCAGGAAAAAGAGCAAAGUGUUGCUGUAAUCAAUGUGUACUGUCCACGGGCUGACCCUGAAAAGCCGGAGCGAAAGCAGUUCAAGCUGCAGUUCUACAAGUUGCUUCAGUGUCGCGCUGAAGCCGUACUGAAAGAUGGGAGCCAUGUGAUUGUUUUAGGAGAUGUAAAUACAUCCCACCGGCCAAUAGACCACUGUGACCCCAGUGAUAUUGAUGAUUUUGAUGGAAACCCUGGAAGGAAAUGGCUGAAUGGCUUUUUGCAUGGUGUCAGACAAGAAGUGGAAAGGCAUGAGGAAGAACCUGAUGAAGAAUCUGAGGUAACUUCGUCAGAUUCCAGCCGCAGGGGAAAAUUUGUGGAUACCUUUCGCUAUUUCCACCCAACUCGCACCAACGCCUUCACAUGCUGGUCCACUCUCACUGGAGCGCGGCAGACCAACUACGGCACACGCAUUGACUACAUAUUCGCUGAUUGCCAGCUAGCCAAGGAGCAGUUUGUGGCCGCAGAUAUCAUGCCAGAGGUGGAGGGGUCAGACCACUGCCCUGUGUGGGGGCAGCUGAGAUGCUCUCUCCUGCCCAGCUCCAAGCCUCCUCCCCUCUGUACGCGCUAUCUGCCAGAGUUUGCUGGCAAGCAGCAGAAACUCUCACGCUUCUUUGUUAAAGUGGACCAAAAAUCAAGUCAGUCUGAUCAGAGGGAUGCAUUACCUGGAUCUCAAGAAGAGGAGGAGUUGAGGGAGAAUUUAAACCCAUUUGGAGCUGGAAACAUCUCUAGUAAAAAACGGUUGAUAACAUCAGACUCUGUUGUCCCAAAGGGGAAAAAGGCUAAGACUGUAAAGACAUCUUCGAAGCCACAGGGCAGCCUUCUCUCCUUUUUCAAACCCAAACCCACAAACGUCGCACACUCAACUGAGGCACCUGUUAGACAGUGUGAAAAAACACUGGAUGAGGUUACAUCAUCACAAAAGUCCCAAAAAUCAUCCUCAACUACCAAUGACGUGUCUUUGAUCUCAAGUAGCGCACCCGAAGAAACUGAGCCUGUCUUUGAUGGUUCGCCGCAGCUGUGCAUCAGCACCACCACAGAGGAAAAUGACAGACAGAUGAAGGCAGAACGUUUAACCCCGCAACCCACUGUGGCACACUCGGCUGCCAAGAAGGGGGCAUCGUUAGUGUUUUGGAAGUCAGUGCUUCAUGGACCGCCCCCGCCGCCCUCCUGUAAGGUCCACGGGGAACCCUGUGUGCUUCGUACUGUAAAGAAGGAGGGGCCAAACAUGGGCAAACAGUUCUUUGUGUGCGCCCGUCCUCAGGGACAUGCCUCCAACCCUGACGCUCGGUGUAAUUUCUUUGCAUGGGUUGACAAGGGCAAGUGACAUGUUUACUGCAUAGACCACAAGUUGUUUCCACUCAUCAGUGAAACACAAAACUAGCACAAAGACAAGACUGUAAGACUACUCCACAGAAAUGUGGUCAUUUUGCUGAUUUUUAUUACUGACUGUGUUUUUUCUUUAAUAAAUAAUGAAGACAAUAGUUUUGUAUUACUUUGCGUUUCAUUUUAUUUGGUCUCACAGCUGAAACCAUUAGGCACUCCUAAGAUUAGUCAUUUUUCAAGUAAAGACUCAAAAUGUCGUCAAAUAUGAUAAGCUAAUUUUAUGUUUGAUCUCAUUUUAAACUGAAUAUCAUAGAGUUUUAGGCUGAUGGUUGUAAAACAAGCAAUUUCAAGAUGUCACU